Messenger RNA from Fusarium graminearum PH-1, 396 nucleotides. RefSeq lists its product as uncharacterized. Lineage: Eukaryota; Fungi; Ascomycota; Sordariomycetes; Hypocreales; Nectriaceae. The record is from RefSeq and is a predicted model, not a curated record. The transcript has a single exon. Bases 1 to 396 code for a protein of 131 amino acids.
AUGAGGAAGAAUGAAUACCACAAGGUGUUCGUAUGGAACCAGGUUCUUAACAUCCUUGCAUCCGACCUAGUUGGUGUCGCCAAGAACCAAGGCCAACGUGCUAAAGUUCUGAUUGUUUGCUACUAUAUGGCACAAGUCCGACAGCUUUUGCGACACUUCAAUGGUCUUGUAGCAGCAAAGAAAAUCUCACAGGAGAUGCGAUCUCGGGUCAGCAUCAAGACUCUUGAUUCAGCACAGGCCGAUAAGGCUGAUAUUGUCUUUGUCGAUACUGCCGAUCAUUCUAACCUCGGUCAUAUCGGCGCAAAGCAGCAAAAUACGCUUACCUCGACUCGCGCUGCGGUCUUCAUAUCGUCAUCAUUAACGGGGGAACAUUCAUCAAUCAAAUCAGGAGCUUAA